Messenger RNA from Ylistrum balloti, 1497 nucleotides. RefSeq names its product 4-aminobutyrate aminotransferase, mitochondrial-like. The coding region runs from base 1 to 1497 and encodes 498 amino acids. Gene Ontology annotation, cellular component: mitochondrion. Gene Ontology annotation, biological process: GABA catabolic process. The transcript has 13 exons. NCBI's taxonomy places the organism in Eukaryota, Metazoa, Mollusca, Bivalvia, Pectinida, Pectinidae. The record is from RefSeq and is a predicted model, not a curated record. Gene Ontology annotation, molecular function: pyridoxal phosphate binding.
AUGGCAGCAUUGUGGUCUACAAUAUCACGCGUGUGUACCGUUACACAGGGUUUGAGGAGGUAUGGUUCCCCAGCCGUGGCCAAAAUGGUAAUGAAAUCUGACCCCUUCGAGCCUGACGGACCCAUUGUCAACACAGAGAUCCCAGGGCCUAUGUCUCGUCAACUAAUUGCGGAGCUAGAUACCAUCCAGAAUACAAAAGCUGUGCACUUCUUUGUGGACUAUGAGCGCAGUCAGGGAAAUUACCUUGCCGACGUGGACGGGAAUGUCUUACUGGAUCUAUACACUCAAAUCGCCUCCGUUCCUAUAGGCUACAACCACCCAAGACUGCUAAAUGCUUUGACGAAGGAAGAAAACAGGGCUACGUUCGUCAACCGCCCUGCUUUAGGAGUGUAUCCACCUCGGGACUUUAACGCUCGACUCAAGAAUGCUCUCCUUUCGGUGGCUCCUCCUGGCCUGAACCAAGUCCAGACAAUGGCGUGCGGGGCAUGUUCUGUAGAACACAGUCAGAAAGCUAUGUUUAUUGCAUACCAGCGUCGUCGGAGAAAUGGACGGCCUAUAUCCAAAGAGGAAAUCCAGACAUGUCUUGAAGGAAAAGAACCUGGAUGUCCCAAUCUAUCGGUUCUAUCGUUCAAGAACGGACUACAUGGCAGAACUAUGGGUGCCUUGGGUGUUACCCAUGCCAAGUGGCCAUUGAAGUUGGAUUUCCCUGUGCCUGACUGGCCCUAUGCCAGUUUCCCUACCCUAAAAUAUCCUCUGGACCAGUUCAUACGGGAGAAUCGUAUCGAAGAGAACCGUUGUUUGGAAGAGGUGCGGGAGCGUAUACAUGCCUGGGAUAAGAGGAGCUGUCCCGUGGUAGGAAUUAUUGUGGAGCCGAUCCAGUCAGAAGGAGGAGACAAUCAUGCGACUUCCUACUUCUUUCAAGGUCUCCAGGAUAUCGCAAAGGAAUACGAAAUACCCUUGAUGAUGGAUGAAGUGCAAACAGGAUGUGGAUCAACUGGAAAGUUCUGGGCACACGAGCACUGGAAUCUAAAGGAUUCUCCUGAUAUUGUGUGCUUCAGUAAGAAAAUGCUUACUGGGGGAUUUUUCUUUAAAGACCACUUACGGCCUGAAGAAGGGCACAGGAUCUUCAAUACAUGGUUGGGCGAUCCAUCUAAGUUGAUAUUCCUGGAGGAGGUAGUGAAUCUGAUAAAGGAGGAGGGACUCUUGGAGCGAGUUGAAGACACCGGAUCUUAUCUUCUCAGUGGCCUAUGCGACAUUCAGGAGAAGUACCCCGGUUUACUAAGUAGGGCAAGAGGUGUGGGAACGUAUUGUUCUGUUGACGUCAAGGACGCUGAAACACGUGAUACAAUUCUCUACCGACUAAGACAUAAAGGUGUUAAUCUUGGUUCUUGCGGAAUCAGCACAAUCCGAUUUCGACCGACUCUCCUCCUGUGUAGAUAUCAUGUUGAUAUUUUCUUGGACGCAUUUGAUUCCGUAAUAGCAGAAUUUGAUCGUUAA